GUGCUUGAAAAUAAGUAUAAUUGCAGACUUAUUUGUGGACUUUUAUUUUAUUUUUCUUGAAAAAAUUAAUAAUUCAAAAACCGUAGCACUUCAUUUAAGGACAUUUUCCAAGUUUCUUGAAACUUUUUAUAUUUAAUAUAUUGCUGCCCGCAAUUACGACCACGGCGCCAUCCUGAUAAUUUCAAAAAAUACUCAUAUUAAAACCAGAAAAAGAUUUAAUGAGAUGCUCGGAAAAUAAAUAAGUCAAGUGGCUUCUCUGCAAUUAUAAUCAACAGUUUUUUUCGUGCAUUUCCGUUUCCCGCAGCUUUAUGUGAUUUAAAAGCGGAGUGGAUUCAAACUCUUAUUGUUGUAUUCAACUGAAAAAAAACCAGCUGGAGCACAAAAAUUGAAGCAUGCCCAUCAAUUAUUUGAUUUAAUCACCAUAAACGAAAGAUUGAAAAGUUAAAGUAAAAUGAAACCCAUGGAAUGCCCGCAAUUGGUCAACCUGUGAGAACUACGAAUUCCGUGAGCUUCAAGGAUGGCGGCGUCCAGUUCAAUUAUGGAAACCGUCGCCAUUUUGGCCCUGCUGCUUGGCCUUUUUAUUCGAAGUGGCUACUGCAUAGACUGUUUUAAAUGCGUCUCCUUCAAUGGGGCCAAUAAAGCCUGCGACGAUCCGUUCCACAACAAUUACUCAACGGCCAUUCUGGAGUCACCCUGCAUGGGCGGAAGGAAGGGGCGUGAUGGCUUAUUUCCGGCCACUGCCUGCAUAAAGAUCGCUGGCUACUAUGAUGAAACCGGGGAGACGAUAACGGUAAGGGGCUGCGCCCUGGACAGCGGCACCCUGACCACCGACACCGAGAUUAUAAGAAUGUCGCACUGCGGAAAGUUCUACUACGAUGACAAGUACGUGCACGGCUGUCUGCAGAGCUGCAGUGAUGCGGAUGCCUGCAACUCGGCCAGGAGGCAGGGUGCAAGCCCCGCGGAUAUGGAGACACUGAUGAGGCACCUGCUCAGCCUGGUGGUAUUCCUAAUGGCUGCCACCAGGUAGCAUCAUCGAUAUCUGUAACUGAAGUAUCCGGAGCAGGAGAAACUGGCGGAAGUAACGCGGGAAACGAAGUGAGGCAGCUGGGAUAGCAUUUAAUUCGACUUGGCUGCGCGUGGAAAUCCUUUUCUUUACCUUCGAAUCUCUCUGUGUCUAGGAUCGCACCCAAAUGUAAAACGCACUCGAGCAUCUGCAGCAAGGACACGCUCAACAACACACACUCUCUCACACCCAAAAAACAUUAUGGAAUUCAUCAAGCAAUUAUGUGAUUUAUAAGCGAAUACUUAACAACUAUCAAACAAUAAUUGAUGAACACGAAUGGAAACUAUUUAGAUGCUAAGCAUUCGAGUGGCGAAAAUCAAAGGAAACACUGCAAAACUAAAUUCAAACUCUAAUUGCAAUUAUUUUUAGCUCCUAAGAAGGCAAAACUAGACUUUAAAUGCUGUCGCUGCUAAAUUAUUAAGGAAGAAUAUAGUUAAUGGAAGGCA
Drosophila eugracilis is the source of this 1509-nucleotide messenger RNA. RefSeq lists its product as uncharacterized. The transcript has 5 exons. The record is from RefSeq and is a predicted model, not a curated record. The coding region runs from base 518 to 1027 and encodes 169 amino acids. NCBI's taxonomy places the organism in Eukaryota, Metazoa, Arthropoda, Insecta, Diptera, Drosophilidae.